UCAAAGGUACUUAUUUUGCGGUAUCAAUGUUGCUAGUCAGUAUGUCCUUGGUGAUGUCAGUUCUCGUGCUGAACGUGCAUCAUAGAGGUGACGUCAAGGGUAAAAUAGUUCCAAAAUGGACGCGGAAAUAUCUUCUGCGGCACCCAAAAACGUGCUGCAUGAGAACAGAGUAUGACCUAGAUAGUACGUCCUCUGUAUCUGACAAUAAAAAUAGCAACCAGUUACAUACCAUAGAAGAGACAAAUAUUGACACCGUCAUAAGAGAAAAUGGAAUCGGACUUAUGAAUCAUACCUCACGUCCAUUAAAUACCGAAAAUCCACAGAAAAGAUCGCAACCGCGGCUGAAAUCACUCCCGCAAUUAUCUUUUGACCAAGAAAGUUAUAAUACUCAACUUUCUGAACUUCUCCUCCGAGAACAAAACAGAACUUUACAACACAUUGAAAAACACUUUGUUCACACGGAUGGCAAUGAGGAUGAACGAGAAGAAUGGCAGAAGCUGGCAAGAAUAUUAGACCGGAUCUUUUUACUCCUCUAUGUCGUCUGCUUUGUGAUCAUAACAAUUGUGUUUGUUGUUCAGUUAAAUUCUAAUCCGAAUACAUGACUUGAAUAAUGAUAUUUUACCAUUCAAGUAAGUCACAAAAUAGUGCAAUAUUAAAUUCAGACAAAUGUAUUCAAAUGGAGAUGCGUAAGUGGCAUAUUGACAGUAUUUUACUAUUUCAUCGCUGCGUGUGUGUAGUGUACUUACCUAGCUUGUCCAUUGUCAAAUCAAUUUACAAUCUAGGAUCAAGUGACUGUAUUGGAUAUUGUAUGGCUAAGAAUAAGUUUUGGUUUGCUCUAUACUUCUAAAAAACGUUGCCGCUAGCACUCGAAAAAUUGACAUUUGAAUAUUGACAUGUAAAAAUGUACGGGACAACAUAGAUAAAACUUGUUUUAUGUGUUUCUAUAAGUAAGAGAAUUCAGUGUUACGUGUACAUUGCAUAUGUUUAGUGUAGGUUUAUGGAAAAUGACGCAGAAGAAAAGAAACAAAACUAAAAUUAAAAAAAGACACUUACAAACUGUAAUGGCGGUGUUUUCUAGCAGAGUUUAUAAAGCUGGAUCUGCGAUUAACCAUAAUAGUGACUGAUUAUAUUAAUUAUGUGAAUAGCAUAUAAUGCAUUGUAUAUUUAAAACGGUCGUCUUAUAAAAAGUGUUGGAAACCUAGUCUUUCAUUGUGUGUCAACAACCUGACAAGGUAUCUAUUGAACAAUACAUUGUCAACUUGUUAGAGACAUACACUGCUUCAGUUUAACUGGCAGAAAAUCCAUAAUUGUCGUAUAAUAAUGUUAAAACAGUAUUUUGCCAAAAUAAAGAUCAAAUGAUA
Molecule: messenger RNA, 1361 nt
Organism: Ruditapes philippinarum (Manila clam)
Lineage: Eukaryota; Metazoa; Mollusca; Bivalvia; Venerida; Veneridae
Product: neuronal acetylcholine receptor subunit alpha-9-like
Exons: 2
Coding region: 27-602 (191 amino acids)
Biological process (GO): monoatomic ion transport
Cellular component (GO): membrane
Source: RefSeq, a predicted model, not a curated record